AAGCCCGCGCUCGCGCGGUCGCCUCGAUGGCGGUUCCGCAGGGGAUAUGGUGCUUUGUGUACGGUAUAGGCAUCAUCGGUAUGCUUGGCAUGUACGGCGUGAUCCAAGAGAAGAUCAUGACCGUUCCCUACGGCAAGACCGACACGUUCGAGGGCGAGAUGUUCAAGGCAUCGCUCUUCCUCGUUUUUGCCAACCGGAUUGUGGCCAUUGUGUACGGCUGCGGCAUGACUUGGUUGAAGGGAGAGGAGUUUGGACCCAAGGCCCCUCUGUGGAAGUACUUAGCGAUAUCCUUCUCCAACGUCGCAGCCACCUACUGUCAGUACGAGGCCCUUAAGUGGGUGUCUUUCCCAGUGCAGAUGCUCGGAAAGAGUUUCAAGAUGAUGCCUGUCAUGGUUUGGAGCAUCAUUAUUUCGGGAAAGAAGUAUGGGAUCAAGGAUUGGCUCAUUGCAGCUGGUGUGACUUGGGGUGUGACGCAGUUUUUGCUCACUGGCUCCAUCAAGUCCAAGCACGGCGACGCGAGCACCAGUGUUUACGGCUUGUUGCUAAUGCUUGGUUUCUUGGGUUGCGACGGAUUCACCUCCACUUUCCAGGAGAAGGUCUUCAAGGACUGCAAGACCACCAAGUACAACCAGAUGAUGUACGUCAACGCUGGCUCAGCUUGUGUUUCCGGCGCCAGUUUCCUAUUGUCAGGCGCCGCCCCGAGCACCAUUGCUUUCUGCGCCAGGUAUCCGGACUUUCUGUUCCAGGCGAUGACCCUCAGCGGCGCCGCCGUGGGCGGGCAGUUCUUCAUCUAUUCGCAGGUUAAGGAAUUCGGUGCUCUGGUGUUGGCCGCGACCAUGAACCUUCGGCAGGUAAUAUCCAUCAUGGUGUCGUACUUGCUAUAUGGUCACAGCAUCACGCUCCUGCAGGUCCUAGGGCUUGUGUUGGUGUUCGCGUCGCUGUUCUACAAGACGUACGAGGGGUACAAGGCCAGCCAGAACAACCCUCCGAAGUCUACCAAGCCGGUCACAAUCGAGACAGCGGCGGAUCAAGACGAGGACGACAAGACGCCGGGCGCGGAGAGGGUGGGCAAGAGCGUCGAUGCAUGA
Molecule: messenger RNA, 1088 nt
Organism: Prorocentrum cordatum
Lineage: Eukaryota; Dinophyceae; Prorocentrales; Prorocentraceae
Source: the annotation of a GenBank genome assembly